This is a messenger RNA of Colias croceus (clouded yellow), 3929 nucleotides long. RefSeq names its product major facilitator superfamily domain-containing protein 6-A (gene jef). Lineage: Eukaryota; Metazoa; Arthropoda; Insecta; Lepidoptera; Pieridae. The transcript has 7 exons. Gene Ontology annotation, cellular component: membrane. Bases 219 to 2219 code for a protein of 666 amino acids. The record is from RefSeq and is a predicted model, not a curated record.
UUUCCACUCCGGAUCAUAUUUCAUGCCCUGAAUCGAUCGAAUACAAUCUUUGAUAUACCCCGUUAUCGAAACGUUCAGAAACGUUGUACAACGUCUCAAUAGUCCGGGAGCGGUGACGUCAGGGCGAGGGCGGCGCGCGCAGCGGCAGCGCGCCGGCGCGGCGCUAUCGACGCGCGGCGGCGGCCCGGCGGCGGCGGGCGGCAGUCGUGCGGUGCAGCAUGGAGCAGCAGGGCGCAGCGCCGCUGGGCGCAGGGGCCGCGCGCCCCAUCGUCAACCCCGAGGAGUUCGGCGAAGUGGACACCUCCAGGUAUCCCGCCCCCAAGGAUGCCACGCACAAGGUCCGCGGGCGCAGCGACCUGCUGGAGAUGAUGUGCGGCGCGGGCACCGUGGACCCCGAGCUGCUCACCGUCAAGACGUUCUACUUCUUCUUUUACUCCGCCUUCGGCUCCCUGUUUCCGCUCAUGGGCGUGUACUUCAAGCAGAUGGGCAUGAACGCGGGCCAGUGUGGACUCCUCAUCGGGACGAGGCCGUUCGUGGAGUUCCUCUCGGCGCCCUUCUGGGGCGGGCUCGCCGACCGCUGGCAGAAAGGCCGAACUCUGUUGCUGGCCUCGCUUGGGGCCUGGAUCAUAUUCACGCUUCCGCUGAGCUGGGUGCAGCCGAGCGCGGUGGCGUGCGUGCAGCCCGUCAACAGCACCGCGUACGUGCUGGUGGCGCCGAGCUACGACGAGGACGAGAUGACCUACUCGCGCUCCUUCCACGGCCCGGCGGCGGGGCGCGAGGGCUCGCCCUUGCCCGUGUCCGACGCCGAAAACUACAACCCUGACACUAAUUCCAAAUGGGUCACUCCGCUGCAUUCCUUCAUCGUCUACACGACUCCGAAUAUACAAAAGACAUUCUUCUUGCUGCUGCUGCUCGUCGUGAUCGGCGAGUUCUUCAGCGCCCCUGCCAUCACUUUGGCUGACUCUGCCGUCAUCACUCUUCUCGGCGAGGAUGCCGAUAGGUACGGACACCAGCGCAUGUUCGGCUCGCUGGGCUGGGGGCUGGCCAUGUUCUUCGUGGGCAUCGCUCUCGACCACAGCACGGCGUUCAGCUCGCACCCCUGUGGGGGCCCGCAGCGCUACGAGAAGAACUACACCAUCUGCUUUGCGACAUUCUCGGUGCUCAUGGGUGCCGCUCUCAUCACUGCCACGCAGAUAAAGUUUAAGUACGAGGCGAUAAGCAUCGAGACGCCCGCCGAGCCGGCGUCGGUGGAGCCCACGCAGGAGGAGCGGCUGCAAGAGCAGCUGGCGGCGCAGCUGCAGCUGCCCGGCCUCGACACCAGUGCGCCGCCGACCAAACAGCCGCCGCUGCAACACGCGAAGGUAUUCGCCCAGACCACGCGCGAGAUGCCCGAGUGGGUGACCGUCCUGCGGCAGUUUCAAAACGUGAAGGCGGCUUCCUUCUUGCUUGUCGCCUGGUUUAUGGGCUUCGGUAUCGGCCUCAUCUUUACGUUCCUAUUUUGGCAUCUCCAGGACAUCGGCGGGUCGCCAACGUUGUUCGGAGUGGCUUCUGUGAUCAACCACAUCUCCGAGAUAUUCGCCUACUUCUUCAGCUUCAAACUGAUCACUCAGAUGGGGCAUGUGAAGGUGCUGUGCCUGGGGCUGGCCGGCAACGUGGUGCGCUUCCUGUACAUCUCGUGGCUCACGGACCCGUGGUGGGUGCUGCCGUUCGAGUUCGUGCAGGGCGUGACGCACGCGGCCGUGUGGGCGGCGUGCUGCUCGUACAUCGCGCACGGCUCGCCCGCGCGCCUGCGCUCGUCGGCGCAGGGCGUGCUGCAGGGCCUGCACCACGGGCUGGGGCGCGGCUGCGGCGCCGUGCUGGGCGGCGUGGCCGUCGCCAAGUGGGGCACCACGCGCACCUUCGCCGGCUACGGGCUGCUGUGCGCCGUGGCGCUGGCCGCCUUCGCGUUCGUCAACUUCCGCGGCGACGACGGCGCGCCGCCCGUGGCGCCCGACGAGGACGCGCGCGCGGUGGCCGAGGCGGGCGUGCUGGCCCCGCACGGCGUGCCGUCCAACCCGCUGCCGCGCGCGCUGUCCUCCACGCGCCUGGCCGACCUGGCCGCGCACGACAACUACGGCGCCACGCAGAGCCACGGCGGCGACAGCCUGGCCGUGCCGGGCCGCGCCGCCAACCCCUUCGUGAGCGACCCGCCCCGAGCGCCCGCGCCCUCCUACCGAUAAGCGCCCGACUCUUUCAUGUUUAUAGCCUGAUUUAUCUUGAUUUGUUAUUCCAGUAAAGAAUCAUGCCUAUGCGACAGGAAAAAUAAUGAAACCAACUGGUCGCUAUAAAUAUUCUAUGAUUGUAUUUCUUUUUCAUUGAGAUCUGAAUAAAUCUAAGAAAAAAAUUACUAAAGUAUUGUCCAUCGUUCCGCGUUCGAUACGUUCUAAAAUUUAACUGUGAAGGUUGACGUGAGUCGUGAACUCUGAGGCAUUAAUAUAAUCUGAGGAGUUAUAUUGUAUAAAAUAUAAAUGUGUAUAAUCCAAACCUGCCUAAAGCUCUGUGAAUCCCAUAAAAUGACUAAAACCUAAAAAAAUUGCUCUAAAAUAUAAUCGUAUUAAUUAUUAUUAGAUAUUAUUACCUACGUAUAAUUUUAAUGUUUCAUGGUUCUCUUGUAGUCGAUUUGUGUUACGUAUAACUAACGGAAUGGAAUUGUUCUGACUUCUGAGCUGUCUGAGUCGGUCAGGGUCUGUAUAUUUGUGAAUAUAUCUUUGUUUAUUUAUAUUUUGUUCUGUUCAUUUAUUUUUUUAUUAAAUACCUGUUAGAUAUUAAAAUAAUGAAUGUCCCUCGAUAUUUAUGUGGAAUCGCGUAUAUGGAGUGGUACAAUUAUUCUCGUAACCUAUUCCUAUCCUAACCUACUAAAUUUAUGGAGCUUUUUAUUGAAAAAUAAAUAAAAUCGAAUAUUAGUUAGAAUUAUUAUAUUUACUCGAAAGUAUUAAACAAUACCUUUUUACCAUUUGGAUGUCUAGGUGUAAAAAAAUAUUUAAAAAUGACUGUUGCUUUAUGUAUAGUGUUUAAUGUAAAGUGUUUUCGAACAGUGUACGUAUGUGUAACAGUCAAAACCCUUAUUGAUUAAUUUUACCGGUAAAUAAGGUUUUUGACUCGUUAAGGGUUUUGACUGUAACAUAUUAUGUACGUAGCAGCGCGUCGCCGUCAGCCGGCGCGGCGCCCGCGCGGCCCGCCGCGAGCCGCUACGACGCGACGCUCACGUACUUAGUUAAUCAAUGAGUAGGCUAAUGAUUGUUGUCCAAUACUACUGUUACUCGACCACUAGAUGUUUUAUUUAUUUACUGCGACAAGUCCUUAGUGGCGGCUUGGCGACAUCCGGCCGGCGCUAGCUCGUAGCGCACACACAAACAUAUAUAUUUAUUAUUGUAAACUUUAUCGUUAACUAGAAUUAUGGACGUUUCAUAGACUAUAUACCUUGUAGAUAUAAUGUAGACAUCUCUGUACCUUGUCACUGUCGCCGUUUUGUGUUUAGUUCAAUACAUACAGACAGAGUGAGAGUACUUCAUAUAAAAAUAAUUGUAUGUUCUAUGUACAAGUAUAAUAUACGAUGUCAUAUCAUGGUGUGAUGAGUAGAUGUACGGAGUAGGCCGUCGCUGUCGCCCGCCCCGUGCCGCGACGAACCGCAGCGAAACGCAGCAGACCGCACGAAUCGGGCGACGCGACCACCUCACUAUAAUUAUUAUUUUUGUUGACUAUGAAGUAGAUAUUUAUGGAUAGCUAUAUGGUGUAUGAUAUACAUUUGUUGUAAAGUACUCCUUGCGCAUUGUAAGCGGCACAGUUAUAUAUUUUUGCACUGGGCCGCAGCGGCGCGGCUCGCACCUGUGCCCUGCGUCGCUCGCGGACAUUUGACAUUCUCAAUUUCGAAUAAUAAAUGUUGAAGUAUU